AUGGCGGCUCCUCCUCAUCGUCCAGACUGCAGCAGGCUGAGCAGGCUGGUUGGGAUUUGCCUUCUCCUGGGGACCCUGUGGGAAAUCCGGGCGGAACAGAUCCGCUACUCUGUGCCUGAGGAGCUAGAGAAAGGUUCCUUCGUGGGCAACAUCGCCAAGGACCUGGGGCUGGAGCCCCGGGAGCUGGAGGAGCGCGGAGUCCGCAUCGUCUCCAGAGGUAGGACCCCGCUCUUUGCUCUGAACCGGAGAAGCGGCAUCUUGGUCACCGCGGGCAGGAUAGACCGGGAGGAGCUCUGUGAUAGAUCUCCAAAGUGUGUAGUAAGCCUGGAGAUUCUCCUAGAGGACAAAGGUUACCAGCUCAGCUCGAACGCUCACUUCUCCCUGGACGUGCAAAACGGAGCUGAUGGGAUAAAGUACCCUGAGCUAGUGCUGGAGCGCGCUCUGGACCGAGAGGAAGAGGCGGUUCACCACCUGGUUCUCACUGCCUUCGAUGGAGGCGACCUGGUUCACUCUGGCACUACCCGGAUUCGUAUAACACUUGUGGAUACCAAUGACAAUGCCCCGCUAUUCACUCAGCCCGAGUACCACGUGAGCGUUCCGGAGAAUGUGCCGGUGGGCUUCCGAAUCGUCACCGUUAAAGCCACUGAUUCAGAUGAAGGAGCCAAUGGAGAAGUGACAUAUUCUUUCCGUAAAGUAAGAGAUAAAAUAUCGCAGCUAUUCCAGUUGAAUUCUGUGACUGGGGAUAUAACAAUACUGGGGGAUCUAGAUUAUGAGGACUCUGGAUUCUACGAUAUAGAUAUAGAAGCUCACGAUGGUCCUGGUCUCCGAGCCAGAAGUAAAGUGCUGGUGACAGUUCUGGAUGUAAAUGACAAUGCUCCAGAAGUCAUGGUUACAUCGCUCACCAGCUCUAUCCAAGAAACUUCUUCUCCAGGCACAGUAAUUGCACUUUUCAAUGUGCAUGACAGUGAUUCAGGAGAGAAUGGCCUUGUCACCUGUUCUAUUCCAAAUAAUCUGCCGUUCACACUUGAAAAGACCUAUGGAAAUUAUUAUCGAUUGUUGACACACAGAAUGCUGGAUAGGGAAGAAGUCUCAGAAUAUAACAUCACAGUAACUGCCACUGACCAUGGAACUCCACAACUGUCUACACAAACUCACAUCUCACUGCAGCUGAUAGACAUCAAUGACAACCCUCCUGCCUUUUCUCAUGCUUCAUAUUCUGCUUAUGUUCCUGAAAACAACCCCAGAGGAGCCUCCAUUUUAUCCAUGACUGCCCAGGACCCUGACAGCAUCGAGAAUGCCAGAGUCACUUACUCCCUGGCUGAAGGCAUGCUCCAGGGGGAGCCUCUCUCCUCCUAUGUCUCCAUCAACUCUGACACAGGUGUCCUGUAUGCACUGUGCUCCUUUGACUAUGAGCAGGUUAGAGACCUGCAACUAGUGGUGACAGCCAGUGACAGUGGGGAUCCUCCACUCAGCAGUAAUGUGUCUCUAAGCUUGUUUGUGCUGGAUCAGAAUGACAAUGCACCUGAAAUCCUCUACCCCACCCUCCCCACAGAUGGUUCCACUGGUGUGGAACUGGCGCCCCGCUCUGCAGAACCAGGCUACCUGGUGACUAAGGUGGUGGCAGUGGACAGAGACUCAGGCCAGAACGCCUGGCUGUCCUACCGCCUGCUCAAGGCCAGCGAGCCAGGGCUCUUUGUGGUGGGGCUGCACACGGGCGAGGUGCACACUGCGCGUGCCCUGCUGGACAGAGAUGCGCUCAAGCAGAGCCUAGUGGUGGCUGUUCAGGACCACGGCCAGCCCCCUCUGUCGGCCACCGUCACGCUCACGGUGGCUGUGGCUGACAGCAUCCCAGACGUUCUGGAAGAGUUGAGCAAUCUGGAGCCCUCCGCCAAUCCUGAUGACUCCAGCCUCACGCUGUACCUAGUGGUGGCGGUGACUGUGGUCUCCUGCGUCUUCCUCGCCUUUGUCAUUGUGCUGCUGGCACUCAGGCUCAGGCGCUGGCAUAAGUCGAGUCUGCUCCAGGCUUCUGGAGGGGGUUUGGCAGGUGUGCCUGCCUCGCACUUUGUGGGCGUGGAUGGGGUGCGGGCGUUUCUGCAGACCUAUUCCCACGAGGUCUCCCUCACCGCGGACUCUCGGAAGAGUCACCUGAUCUUCCCUCAGCCCAACUAUGCAGACACGCUCAUCAGCCAGGACAGCUGUGAGAAAAGCGAGCCUCUUUUGAUAACUCAGGAUUUACUUGAAACAAAAGGAGACGCCAGUCCUCAUCAGCUUGUGGGAUGUACCAGCAAUGCCUGCGUGUGA
This is a messenger RNA of Artibeus jamaicensis (Jamaican fruit-eating bat), 2301 nucleotides long. RefSeq names its product protocadherin gamma-A4-like. Gene Ontology annotation, cellular component: plasma membrane. The transcript is spliced from 3 exons. Gene Ontology annotation, biological process: homophilic cell-cell adhesion. The record is from RefSeq and is a predicted model, not a curated record. Gene Ontology annotation, molecular function: calcium ion binding. Bases 1 to 2301 code for a protein of 766 amino acids. Lineage: Eukaryota; Metazoa; Chordata; Mammalia; Chiroptera; Phyllostomidae.